GCUCCAAGGUAGCGGGACACGAUCGGACGAUAAACUAGGGGUCGGACCUGAGGUGAUGGGGCAAGUAUACUUUAUCCAAGUCGAUCGUUUUGAACCGACGAUACCGGAUGCCUUCACAAUUGUCAGUCACUUUAUAAUCGCACGCGAGCUGGAGGAAGAAACCGCCGCCGCUGUCUCCACUUCCACGUGUCUGGAGACGUCCGUGCGCCUGGAAGAGCGGAAUAACGUGGAUCUUAAGAGAAUCGCCGCGAUCUCCUGCUCCAUAUCGUGCCGCUCUCGCUCCUAUCCGCGCAGUGCAACGCGCACAAUAGACGAAUAACGACAACGCUUUUCGCUAUCUAGACAGAUCUGCAGUAUGGACCGCUUCCGCCUCGACCUCGACGGCGUGGACCAGGAUGGCGUGGACACGGUGGAGCCCAUGCGCCCUAGUUCCUUCGACAUGACCUUCUCGCUCGGCAGCUACCCGAGCGCACAGGGGCUGAGCCGGGACAGCGACGAGCAGCAAAGCAGCAAUCAGGACGACAACGAUGUCACUGACAGCAGGAAGUUACCCGGCCGGGGCGAGAAGGGCAGACUACACGUGGACGAACUCAUGGAAAGCUCUCGCUCGCAGAAGUUCGAUGGCAGCAGCCUGGCCUCGUCGGGUCAUAAGAGAAACACGACAGCCAGCUCCCCGGCGUCUUCAUCUGUGCAUAAGGACGUGGCCAACAUCGCUUUGAGGCUGGAAGAGAAGGCGCAUGAGGCCAUCGACGUGGCCAAUUUGUGCGGCAAAGUGUCGUGGAAACUGUCCAAGCGCACACAAGACGUACACGUCUACAGACCAGCGACGCUCCCGUCCGAGGAAGAUUCGUCCACGAAGCUGUACUUCCGUGUCUCGUGCGAGGUGAAGGCGCAUCUAGGGACGAUUAUGGAGUAUCUUACACCAAGUAACUCAAGGAGUUACUACGAUAUCGAGUCGCAGGUGUUCCCUGGCCUCCUACAUGCUGCAGUUAUCAAACGUAUGGAACUACCGGAACGCGCUCCCGCAUCCAUGGCGAACUCCGGACAGACGCUACUGUUCCCGUCUGGCGCAUCAGCUACAACAACUGCAAGCGGGAGUCAUGACGACACGUCUAGUGUCGAUGAGGACUCGAGUGAUUCGUUCCCACAUUUACAGGUUAAGUGGCACGCAAGUCGCUUUGCCGGGCGCUUCGUCAAGCCAGUGGACUUUUUCUUUGUGGAAUACGCGAAUAUCGAAGCAAUGGCCGACGGAAGGAAGCGUGGGUACGGUUACAUUCGGUCGGUCGAGUCAUUUAAGGGAGACGAGUUGGCUAUCCGUCUAGCGGGAGAAGACGUGGCUAUUCCUCCCAGUGUGGCCAAGUGCAAACGUGCCGUGAUUAACAAAGGCGUCUAUGUGGUCUCGCCGUCGGGUGAUGCCUCAGGCACAUACGAAGUGACGUGUAUGAUGGUGAUCGACUUCCAGAAGCAGUUUGCGAGCUCAGUAGGAGCCAAAAUCAUCCACAACUUCACCGAGAGACUCAUUGGUAUCCGCGAAUUGCUGUUUAACACGCUCUUCCGUCCCAUUGCGGUACUCCCGAAGAACCAGUGGAAACCAGCACGUAGCAACAAGUGCGCGAUCUGCAUGUGCUCCUUCUCAAUCGUGAAGUCCAAGCACCACUGUCGAUCCUGUGGUGAAGCUGUUUGCGGACAAUGCAGUCGGAAGUGGACGUUGCAGCCUGGAGCCCAACCGGAGACACAAGCAAGACUCUGCACGAGCUGCUCGUUACAGGCGAGAAGCUACCUCAUGCCGAACGGAGACCCCAGUCGCUCACCUGCUGGUGCUUCCUCACGCUUCUCGUCAGUGAUCAACGACUUUAGUGUCAGUCAGCUCGCUGGAAGUCGCUCGGCUGUGCCUCGAAUGGCAAAUGUCUACAAAUGCGAUGUCCAAGUUGCAAGUACAGUAUCCCACGACCCCGACACAUUUGCAGCGGCCACAUCAGCGUUCGCGAAGCUCGUUAGCGCUUUGGGCGAUCAAAAUCCGCACUUUAUGUUGGUCUCCUAUUCGCACCACCAUAACGGCGCUGCGGUGUAUGAAGCGUUGGCACGUGCAGCUCCCGAUACGCUUUUCAUGGGCGGUACCUCCAGUGGUGGUGUGUAUGUUGGAGCUACUGCAUCAGCGCUGGGUCUAAACAAGAGUGGUGGAAACAGCAGUAAUAAUUCUCGACACCGCGGCAACACUGGAUCUCAAGGCCCUACUGUUGGAUUGUGGGGAAUCUACGACCCGGAAGGAUCUUAUGCGAUCUUGAAUGCCGAUUUGGAUCGUGAGAGUCCACGUGAUGCUGCGCGGAGAUGUCUAACGGAUGGCAUGAAGAUGCUAGCGAUGGAGCCUGAGGAGAGUCCGGACUUCGUGUGGACUGUGAUGGGAGGCGGAGAGGACACCUAUGAUGUCGAUGACCAGCGAGAUGGAGAGGAAGAGCAGAUUACGCGGGCUGUGAACGAGAUCGUGGACUGCUCGUACUCCGUUGUCGGCGGUAGUUCGUCUCGUCAUACGGCUAGUAGCCGUGGAUAUGCCACGCAGUUGUGCUCGGAAGGAGGCAACGUUGGCUGUGUGACCAAGCACGGCGCAUGCUUUGCUAUCUGCUGUCCGAGUGUGGAGGUUGCACACGCGUUAUUCACAUGCUACGAUGCAACAGACAAGAGCUUCGUCGUGACGAAGGCGAGUGGCCGAGAUUUGUUUGCAUUGGACCACAAGCCAGCACUGGAGGCGAUUAACGAGGCAACUCACGGCAUGCUGGCGGAGAUGACGCAUCGACCAGAGAAAUUCAACCUCGAGUCCAAUCUACUGCCAGCUUACUACCCUGUUGCUCGUGAGCGACGUGGUGCUGUACCCCGUGGUCUUAAGCGGAAUACUUCACGCUACCAGAUGCUGCAACCGGAGACGUCGGCACGUGAUCUUUCGCUGCACUUGGGCGCUGAGGUGCGUCUCGGCGAACGACUACACAUGAUGUCCCUGUCUCCUCGUGGUGUGGCUUCCAAGGCGCGUCGUGGACUGCGUGAUGCUAUUCGAGUAUCCGUUCCCACAAUGGAUCUGCAAGAUGUCAUCGGCUGCUUCCUCAGUGUUGGCAUGAGCUACGACCGCGUGCUGCAGGGUGACCUGAAUGCCGUGGCUGAUGCAACGGGAAGUGCGUUCCCUCAAGGCGCCUCAUUGUUGUCUGUUUCGCACGGACAGCAAGGUGUUAUGACCGGCGGCAACGAGGCAGUUCAUGCCAACAGUAUGUUGACGGCGUUGAUCGUCACGAACCGCAAGAAGGCUCAGAAGCUCAACCCCCUACGGCCGCUCAACAUCCGAGUGGCUACUACCACUGCGUAAACUAUUCAUCAAAGUCAAGUUCACACGUACCUUACGAAGUAAUCUAUUAAUCUAGAAGAUUUUUGUGCUAUUGAAUCUUGCUGGAGCAUCACAAAGAAGC
Molecule: messenger RNA, 3449 nt
Organism: Phytophthora nicotianae INRA-310
Lineage: Eukaryota; Oomycota; Peronosporomycetes; Peronosporales; Peronosporaceae
Exons: 1
Coding region: 356-3349 (997 amino acids)
Molecular function (GO): metal ion binding
Source: RefSeq, a predicted model, not a curated record